AUGCCGGGAUCGUGUCAUGCUAACUAUGUCUUUUCAGCACAAUGUUCUGCAGCGACAAACCAUCUCAUCACCAACGCCGUUGUGAAUAUUUCAUCCGACAUGAUGAUAAUUCUCAUACCGAUGCCCGUCUUUUUACAAUCACGUCUCAAGUUGAAGAAGAAACUGAUCCUGAUUGGCGUUUUUGCGCUUGGUAGUUUUUCGAUUCUGUCGGCGAUACUCAGCAAGUUCUACAGCUUUAAUGAACCCUUCGGAUCAACAUGGACACAUUGGUACAUUCGAGAGUCAUCGACUGCCAUCAUUGCCGCCAACCUUCCCCUAACAUGGACUGUCUUCCGUCGGCUCUUUCAUUUAUCAUCAUUCAACAACAGCAGCAAGUUAUCGUCCAAAAAUCUGACCGGACAGCCCGGUUCGACUCUACGAUUCCACGGCCAAGCACAUGGUGGCCGCACCCAAAGCCGCGGCUACAUCAGACAUGACGACGCCAACGAUCAAAGGUGGCUCUCUUCAGUCCUUCUUACAUGA
Metarhizium album ARSEF 1941 is the source of this 522-nucleotide messenger RNA. Its product is annotated as UbiD family decarboxylase. The coding region runs from base 1 to 522 and encodes 173 amino acids. The record is from RefSeq and is a predicted model, not a curated record. NCBI's taxonomy places the organism in Eukaryota, Fungi, Ascomycota, Sordariomycetes, Hypocreales, Clavicipitaceae. The transcript is spliced from 2 exons.